Molecule: messenger RNA, 3726 nt
Organism: Chiloscyllium plagiosum (whitespotted bambooshark)
Lineage: Eukaryota; Metazoa; Chordata; Chondrichthyes; Orectolobiformes; Hemiscylliidae
Source: RefSeq, a predicted model, not a curated record
GUUCACUUCCUAUAGGGACUGAAAACCAAGUGAGGAGAUGAAGGAUUUUACCGUACUACACCAGAGAAUACAGAGAGGAUAGACACUGCAGAUAGAUCCUGAUCAUCACCGAAGGAACAACUGCACAACUGCAGGAAGACAGCUAGUCCCCUCACAGCAUUGCUCAACACAGAGGAGGUUGGGCAGUGAAACUAUCAUCUGGAAAUCGGUCGGGUUAGGGGAGCUUUGACACAUCAUCAGAUCUGAAACUGGUCAAUGGUGUGGAGCUUUCCAUCAGAACCAACCUUUCUGAAGGUUUGGCUGUGGGUGAUCGAUCAGGGUGAGGCUGGGAAGAAGUGUGAGUGGCUCCAAGUGUGGUGACAGCUUCAGUCAUUCAUUUAUCCUCAAGAAUCACUGACUCAUUUCUCCAGGGGGAGGAGGCUGUUCAAGUGUGAAGUGUGUGAGGAGGAUUCCAUGGGAUUGUAAGACCUAAUGUCACACACAGUGCAUCUGUUGUACACUUGAGAGCACAACAAUAACAAUGGAAGAGACAGCCUUCAAGUGCGAGGAAAGUGAUGAAGACUUUGCACACUCAUCAAUGAUUGUUCAUCCACAACACAUUCACAUUGGAGAAAAGCCAUUCAGUUGUGAAAUGUGUAACCAGGACUUUGUACAGUUAUCAGACCUUGUGAAUCACCAGCGCAUUCACACAGGGAAAAAAGCAUUCAUAUGCGAGGUAUGUGACAAAUCGUUCUCACAGUCAUCGAAGUUUCUCAUGCACCAACACACUCACACAGGGGAGAAACCAUUCACAUGUGAGGUGUGUAUCAAAUCUUUCUCUGAUUCAUCAUAUCUCCGCAGACAUCAACGCACCCACACUGGAGAGAAACCAUUCACAUGUGAGGUGUGUGAUAAAUCAUUCUCCCAGUCAGGGAACCUUCACAUACACCGACGUAUUCACACGGGAGAGAAACCAUUCAGCUGUGAAGUGUGUGACAAGUCUUUCUCUCACUCAUCUCUCCUCCGUGUGCACCAACGCAUUCACACAGGGGAGAAACCAUUCACGUGUGAAGUGUGUGACAAAUCAUUCUCGGAUUCAUCAGCCCUUCGCAGACACCAGCGCAUUCACACAGGAGAGAAACCAUUCAUAUGUGAGGUAUGUGACAAAGCAUUCUCCAGGUCGUCAAGUCUCCUACUUCAUCAGAGGAUCCACACAAGGCAGAAACCGUUUAUGUGUGAGAUUUGUGACAAAUCAUUUUCAGCUGCAUCAAGUCUCCGUGCGCACCAACGGAUUCACACAGGGGAGAAACUGUUCAAGUACGGGAUCAAAGAUAAUCAGAAGGGAAGCUACAUGGAAGAGAAACCCUUCAAGUGUGAAGUAUGUCACCAAGGUUUUGCACGAUCAGCAACACUCAGAAAUCACCACCGUAUUCACACUGGAGAGAAACCUUUCAAGUGUGAAGUGUGUAACAAAGGCUUUGCACAAUUAUCAGGCCUCGUGAAUCACCGGGCAAUCCACACGGGUCAGAAACCCUUCAUCUGCAAGGUAUGUGACAAAUCAUUCUUACAGUCAUCAACCCUCCGCCGACACCAACGUAGUCACACUGGAGAGAAACCUUUUAUGUGUGAGGUGUGUGAGAAAUCAUUCUCCCAAUCAGGGAUCCUCCGCACACACCAACGCAUCCACACGGGAGAGAAACUCUUCAAGUGUCAGGUGUGUGAAAAAUCAUUCUCAGACUCAUCAAGACUCCUGCUUCAUCACAGGAUUCACACAGGGGAGAAACCAUUUGUAUGUGAUGUGUGUGAUAAAUCUUUCACACAGUCAUCUACGCUCCAUAAACACCAACGCAUUCACACGGGGGAGAGACCGUUUAGGUGUGAGGUGUGUAACAAAUCGUUCUCACGGUCACAAAAUCUCCGUGCACACCGACGUAUUCACACAGGAGAGAAACCGUUCAGGUGUGAUGUAUGUCACCAGGAUUUUGCACAAUUGUCAGGCCUCGUGAAUCAUCGGCCUGUUCACACAGGGGAGAAGCCCUUCACAUGCGAGGUAUGCGCUAAGUCAUUCCCGCAAUCAUCAACCCUCCUCGUGCACCAACGCAUUCACACUGGGGAGAAACCGUUCAAGUGUGAGGUGUGUGAGAAAACAUUCUCAAGGUCAUCGUACCUACUACUCCAUCGGAGGGUUCACACAGGGGAGAAGCCCUUCACAUGUGAGGUGUGUGAUAAAUCCUUCUCACAGUCAUCGACCCUCCGCAAGCACAAACGUGUUCACACAAGGGAGAAACUAUUCAGGUGUUAGACGUGUAACAAAUCACUCUCAAUGUUAGUAAAAAUACAUCUGCUUGGAGGAAACACCAUUCCCUUGUCCAACAAAUUGUCCUCAAAGUCAUGGAACUUAAUGCUCCAUUGUCAAGGGAGUAACUCUUGAACUUUGUGAGGAUUGUGAUAAACCUUUUGUUAUGAUUCUAAUCCUCCGUUUCACCACAGGCUGUUCUUGGGGAGACAUUUUCUACUUAUGAUGUUUUGACAUGGCUUGCACACAAUCAAUGUGCAUGCUUGCACAUUAGUGCACUCAAAGGGUGGGAAGGAAACAGCAAUGCAAGUGGAGGACCCACAAGGUACCAUUGAAAUUCUUACCAUUCUGUAAUCUGAGUGUGAAGUCUCAGUCUCACUGUGCAGGAUGUUCAGUGGGACGGAGACACAGAAUUAAAAGCAGCUUUCACUCCCAUCAAAUAACAAUUUAUCACACACCUCAUGUGAAUAAAUCACCAGUGCUGAGGGAUUAUGAUGUAACAAUGGAGUGACCCUGCAGUGUGAUGUCAGUGAAACAGGACUUGGAGUAACUCCCAGGCAGUGAGGACAACCCGUUGUGUUUGUAUCCAGAGGAUUUACACAAACUGAACAACACUAAACAGACUGAGAAACAGAGUCUGGAUACUGUUUUUCCUUGUGAAUUUUGGGAGAGAGGAAAAGAGAAGGUAGCAUCUGACCAAAAGUCAAUUCGAGUAUCUUUUUCAAAUCACUUUGAUCCCCUCCAAAGCAUCUACAAAGGAUAUUUCUUCAUGUAUAGAGAUAUCGCUGGGAAGUGAAGGACAAGCUAGGGAAGCAGAUGUACAUCACUGAUGUGCUGUCUGGAGCUGCACUCUCUCUGAAGGAAGUUAAUACCAGUGUGAAAUACCAGUAUUCCAAAUUCAACAGGCAGCAGCAGCAUGACAUGCUCUGGAAAUCAUCAACUCACCCAUUCAUUGUUGAAUAUCUGAAGGCACACUUCAGUCAUCAUGACAUUCCUGAUCAGUGAGAAUUACCUCAAUUCACGAGUGAAGAAUUCAGACACUUCCUGAAUGAUUGGGAAACUCACCUUCACAUAAUCUCCAUUCAAAUAGGCUAACACAGUGGUAGAAAUUACCAAAAGAAUUAUCAAAAAAUUUACUUCAUCCAGUUGAGAUGUGCACAAGGCAAUCUUAGAGAGAAGAAACAGAUCACCUGAAGGCAUGGACAGUUAUCUGGUCCAACGAUUAAUGUCACACCUCACUCAGGAACUCUUCCAAUAAUUAAAAUAUCAGCAAGACUGGAAGGAGUAACAGGAGUAAGUGACACCAUUAAGUGAAACAUAAGCGAAUGUCACUUUGAUAAAGAUACCAAAUCAUUGUCAGAGCUGACUGUGGGAAAGUAUUCCUGAAGAAGGGCUAAUGCCCGAAACGUCGAUUCUCCUGUUCCCCAGAUGCUGCCUGACCUGCUGCGCUU